UUCUAUUACACAAACAACUCGAUCGACCAGGAAGACAACAAUGGCCUCUCAAGCUCCAGAAAAUGCCAAUAACUACAGUGCAUCUCGUGGAAUGCAAUGGCUUAGGGCCUUGCCUGGUAUAUUGUGGGACAUUGUUGCCAGAUCUGGAAGGAGAUCAGCCAAAAUAGCAAAAGAUGAUCCUCGAAGAAUCACUCAUUCUCUGAAAGUAGGGUUGGCACUCACAGUGGUUUCCUCGUUCUUCUUCCUCCGACGUCUUUACUAUAGUUUUGGUGACAACGCAAUUUGGGCCGUCAUGACAGUCGUUGUAGUCAUGGAAUUUUCUGUGGGCGCGACUCUGGGGAAGGGCCUCAAUAGAAUGUUGGCGACAUUGCUAGGAGGUUUUCUUGGUGUUGGGGUUCAACAAUUAGCAACUUUGUCAGGGGGCAAGGAGCAGCCAAUCCUAAUUGGACUAUUCCUCUAUAUCAUUGCGGCGCUUAUAACGUUCAUGAGAUUUGUUCCAGAAGUAAAGGCGAGAUAUGAUUAUGGGUUGACAAUUUUCAUAUUAACGUUCAGCCUUGUAUCAGUAGCUGGAUAUCGAGAUAAUCAGAUACUAAAUCUCGCAUUCAAGAGGCUUUUGACAAUCAUACUCGGCAGCUUUAUAGCCAUCAUUAUCUGUGUUUUCUUUUUCCCUGUUUGGAGCGGAGACGAUCUUCACAAUCUGCUCGCUACCAACUUGGAAAAACUCGGCAAUUUCUUGGAAGGGUUUGGAAAUCAGGACUUUGAAACCAAGAGUAUGAGAUCAUUUGCUGAAGAAUAUGAAAGCGUUCUCACCUCUAAGACCAGAGAAGAAACCCUGGCCAACUUUGCAAGAUGGGAGCCUGGUCAUGGCCAAAUAAGAUUCCGUCAUCCAUGGCGCAAAUACUUGGAACUUGGAAACUUAACGCGACAAUGUGCAUAUAAAGUAGAAGCUCUAGAUGUUUAUCUCUGGUCUUUGAUCCAGACACGUAAUGAAAUUGGAAUCAAAAUAAAGGAUUCAUGCCAAUCUGCCAGCUUAGAAUGUGGAAAAGCAUUGAAGAUAUUAGCUUCAUCAGUUAAAUCAAUAACAUGCUUACCAUCAACAACAACGAAGGCUCGUAUUGCCAAAGCAAAAGGUUCCAUUGAAUUGGUCCAUUCACUUUUAAGAUCAAAACCAUAUUGGGAAGGCGUAGAGCUCGUGGAGAUAGUCCCAGCUGCUGCAGUUACUUCACUGCUCAGUGACAUUGUGAUAUGCACAGAGAGAAUCAUCGAAGCUGUUGAUGAACUUUCCUCCUCAGCACAUUUCAAGAGUACUGUGCUUUCCGCAGCUGUGACGACUACUACUUCAAAGCCUCUUCCUCUAACUCGUGAGGGGAUUGUGAAGCCUGCUUUGGAAUCUCAUGAAUUACAUUAUCGCGCAAUCACAAUCAAUAAUGAUGGUUAUCCUUCAACUUUAACGAAAGAAUGCGGAAGCUUUUCAUCCAUAAAAGCCAUUAGGCAAUGAAUGAUAGUGAUGUAAUGGACGACAUAUAUAACAGUGUACUUUUAUUUUUCAGGUGUAUAAUACAUCGAUUUUUUCA
Prosopis cineraria is the source of this 1574-nucleotide messenger RNA. RefSeq names its product aluminum-activated malate transporter 8. The transcript is spliced from 5 exons. Gene Ontology annotation, biological process: malate transport. Bases 41 to 1498 code for a protein of 485 amino acids. Gene Ontology annotation, cellular component: plant-type vacuole membrane. The record is from RefSeq and is a predicted model, not a curated record. NCBI's taxonomy places the organism in Eukaryota, Viridiplantae, Streptophyta, Magnoliopsida, Fabales, Fabaceae.